Messenger RNA from Pteropus alecto (black flying fox), 8569 nucleotides. It is a transcript of the gene G3BP1, whose product is annotated as G3BP stress granule assembly factor 1. The record is from RefSeq and is a predicted model, not a curated record. Gene Ontology annotation, molecular function: mRNA binding. The coding region runs from base 285 to 1682 and encodes 465 amino acids. Gene Ontology annotation, cellular component: cytosol; ribonucleoprotein complex. Lineage: Eukaryota; Metazoa; Chordata; Mammalia; Chiroptera; Pteropodidae. The transcript has 13 exons.
GCGACGGAGCACGCGUGUGUGCGGACGCAGUUGCGUGAGUAGAUUUUUACCUUCUGCCGUGUUGUGGAGCAAAGCUUGUUCCUCUCCAGCUCAGCCGCGCAGGAUCCUGACACUUUUGAUCUUAAUUUGAGUGUGUCUGGUGUUAAGAGUUGACUGAAGUUAUGAACUUGGGGAAAGGAUACAACAGGUGACAGCCUUAUAUCAGGGAAUACAUAAUAUCAUUACUGAUUGAAUUUAACCUUGAUGAUUAAGGUGCUUUCUACCAGGUUGAAUUGACCAAAGCAAUGGUUAUGGAGAAGCCUAGUCCCCUGCUGGUCGGGCGGGAAUUUGUUAGACAAUAUUACACACUGUUGAACCAGGCCCCAGACAUGCUACACAGAUUUUAUGGAAAGAACUCUUCUUAUGUCCAUGGGGGAUUGGAUUCAAAUGGAAAGCCAGCAGAUGCGGUCUAUGGACAGAAGGAAAUCCACAGGAAGGUGAUGUCACAAAACUUCACCAAUUGCCAUACUAAGAUUCGCCAUGUUGAUGCUCAUGCCACGCUGAACGAUGGUGUGGUGGUCCAGGUGAUGGGGUUGCUCUCUAAUAACAACCAGGCUCUGAGGAGGUUCAUGCAGACAUUUGUGCUUGCUCCGGAGGGAUCUGUUGCAAACAAGUUCUACGUUCACAAUGAUAUCUUCAGAUACCAAGAUGAGGUCUUUGGUGGUUUUGUCACUGAGCCUCAGGAGGAAUCUGAGGAAGAAGUAGAAGAACCUGAAGAAAGACAGCAGACACCUGAGGUGGUACCUGAUGAUUCUGGGACUUUCUAUGAUCAGACUGUCAGCAAUGACUUGGAAGAACAUUUAGAGGAACCUGUUGCUGAACCAGAGCCUGAUCCUGAACCAGAAUCGGAGCAAGAACCCGUAUCUGAAAUCCAAGAGGAAAAGUCUGAGCCAGUAUUGGAAGAAAUUUAUUCUGAGGAUGCUCAGAAGAGUUCUUCUCCAGCACCUACAGACAUAGCUCAAACAGCGCAGGAAGACCUGAGGACAUUUUCCUGGGCAUCUGUGACCAGUAAGAACCUUCCACCCAGUGGAGCCGUUCCAGUUACUGGGAUACCACCUCAUGUCGUUAAAGUACCAGCUUCACAGCCUCGUCCAGAGUCUAAACCUGAAUCUCAGAUUCCACCACAGAGGCCUCAGAGGGAUCAAAGAGUUCGAGAACAACGAAUAAAUAUUCCUCCCCAGAGGGGACCUAGACCAAUUCGGGAGGCUGGUGAGCAAGGCGAUGUUGAACCCCGAAGAAUUGUGAGACACCCUGACAGUCACCAACUUUUCAUUGGCAAUCUACCUCAUGAGGUGGACAAAUCAGAGCUUAAAGAUUUCUUUCAAAAAUAUGGGAAUGUGGUUGAGCUGCGCAUUAACAGUGGUGGGAAAUUACCCAAUUUUGGUUUUGUUGUGUUUGAUGAUUCUGAACCUGUUCAGAAGGUCCUCAGCAACAGGCCCAUCAUGUUCAGAGGUGAGGUCCGUCUGAAUGUGGAAGAGAAGAAGACUCGAGCUGCCCGAGAAGGGGACCGGCGAGAUAACCGCCUACGGGGACCCGGAGGCCCUCGAGGUGGGCUGGGUGGUGGAAUGAGAGGCCCUCCCCGUGGUGGCAUGGUGCAGAAACCAGGAUUUGGAGUGGGAAGGGGAGUUGCUCCAAGGCAGUGAAUUUUUCUUCACUGAUCUUCAUGCAGCAGUGCAAACCCCACUCCUGCAGAAUGGUGAAUUUCUUCAUCCACCUUUUGGUAUCUUGCAGUAUGACCUUGGUCUCAUAAAACUGCUUACGUUUGUACAAUUUUACUUUUUGUGUUAAUGGUGUGUGUUCCCUUCCCCUCCCUCCCUUCCCCUCCCCUCACAUUUUAGUCUUUCACUUCCAAUUUUGUGGAAUGAUAUUUUAGGAAAAAUGGAUUUUUAAAGAAGAAAAAAAAAAAAGACUGAUUUCCUUGCUUUACUUUGCAUAUACAGACUGGAUUUUUUUUUUUAACAGCCAUUUCCCAAAGGAAUGUGUCUCACUUAUUACUGACAUUGGGAUAUUUCUUACUUAUUUUCUACGUGUUUCAAAAGUCUUUGAGAAAUACAGGAUUUGAUAAAUAUUUCGAAGGCAGGAAAAAACCCUGAUUGUUCUUUGAGAGUCAUGACUACCUUCUGGUGUGGAGAAACUGCCAUUGGAAAAAUUGACAGUUUUGAUUUUCACUGGUAUGGUUAAAAACUGAAUAAAAGGUGUUAGUAGAGUUUUUUCUUUGAUAUGUGAUCACAAAACAAUUCUAAAACCUGUUUUUACCAUUGAAAUUUAAAUUGUGAGAUAGGUUUUAAAUGUCUAGAAUAUAACUGAUAUGCUUUUCUUGAAUUGUUAGGUUUUUUUGAAGUAGUUUUUUUCAUGUUUAAUUUGUAUUUGUAAAAAAAAAAGCUAAAAAACAAAACAAAACUACCCUUCCCCCAAUCUGAAUAAUUCAAAACCAGAGCAAAACUGUGUGCCUUCUAUUUAUCUCUGAUUCCAGUCUUGGCGAUUGUUUAAAGAAAAAAUAAUAAAACGUCUAGAUUUGUUUUUUCAGGUUCAGAGUAUGUUGGGAAUUGUAGAAUCCCUCUUUCAACCUUGUACGUCUUCUGUUUAUUUGUUAUGCCUUAUUCUGAAAUUGAGUCUCAAACUGGAAUGCCUUUGAGGAUAGAUGCUUCUAUAGAGGUCCUUUGACCUAAGUAGUUCAGCAUUUGUAUUGUUUUAUUUUGAUAUCUGUUCAGAAUUCUAAUCAUAGCCCAUGAGGAGGAAUGUGAUUUUAAUAUUGGAUUUUGCUGAUGUGCUUGAGUGUCUGCUAGUUUUCUUCCUUUAAAUCAUAGCCAUAUGGUAAAUUUUAUAUUUUAUUAUGGUUCUCUUUUAUUGAUGGACAUGCAGUGGGUGAUUCUUGGAAAUGGCCAAUUUUUAUUAAAAUAUUUCUGGAAGAAAAUUUAAUCUGGCAAUAUAGACUAAUGCUCGUUUUACAUAGUAUGUUGUUUGUUGAGUGCUGUGUGUGAGGUGGGUGAAGGUUUUGUUUACACAUUUGUAAAGCAAGGCUUUGUAUGAUUGCUUGUCAUUACUAAUUGAAGGGCAACGAGGUUGUCAGAUUUAACUUAUUUAUUUUCUUCUUAACAGUGUUCAUCUUUAGGACUGUUGUUUGAGGACAGUAUAUGAGUAGGAAUAGGAAUGUUUUGUUUUGCUGUUACUGGGAAACUAGGUUUGCUUAAGGGUGUAGUCUUAAACUAAAAUGAAGUUUGAUGUUAUCAGUUGGUCCGCAGUACCUCAAAUAUUUGAAAAUUGGCAACAUCUCCUUCAAAGAAAGAGACUUAUAUAAUGGAGUCACAUGGCUGUUUUGGGAGUCAGUUUAAGUAAUUAUUUGGUAACCAAUUAAUUUGUCUCAGGCUAGUGAUAAUUGGAAGAAAUUCAGCUUGUACUUCUGUAGCUUAUAUUAAGCUUGUGGUGGAAAAAAAACAGCCUGAGUUAUUUUUGGAGUAUUAAGAUCAUAAAUUAUGGAUAACCUAGAAAUCAUUUUUCAGAAGUGAAUACUAAAACAUACAUUUCAAAAUAGGAAUUUUUCCUACUCAGGGGUUUAAGGGCACCAACUAGAUGCAGUGAUAUUCAACUUGAGCUGGUUAUUCUAUCCUAGAGGACAUUUGGAAAUGUGUGGUAUUGGAGGGGAGACACUGCGUCUGGGCAUUUAGUGGGUGGGGACCAGCAGUGCCAAAUGUUCUGUGAAAAUGAAUCAAUGCGAUGAGAAUAGGAAUGGUCUCUACUCCUCUAAUUGGUGAUGGGCGGAGUGGUGGGUUAGAACAACUGGAGUAGAAGACUUACUCUUUUGAAAUAAAGCCACAGAUAAAUAAAAUAGACAAAUUAGCAAGUAGAAAGCUCUUUCAGGAAUUAUAAUAUCUACUGCAAGUAAUAAUCUCAUUUUCCUUCAUUUGUACCAAUCGUGUGGUUUUAAGAAAUGUUGGAGAGGUAGUAGCAAUGUGUAGAUGCUGCUUUGUAACUUGCACAGAAUUACUGCAUAAUCUCGGAAAACAAAAGUUUGCUUCAGUAAUUUCACUUCAUUGGAGUUGGGAUGAUUGUAGAGUUUUGGACUUUCUAAAUAGGAUUUAGCAUCAUGGUUAACACUAUUAAGAAUCCCGAUAUUGUUUACAUUAUUGCUGAUGCAUAAACGUGAUACCAUAGAGAUACAUGUAUUCACACAGGUAGAAAGUGAAAUUAAAUAUGGAAAGAUUUUUCUAUAGGCAGCAUCAGCUCAUCACAGUCAACCUUUUUUAAGAUUUUAAAAUACAAUUUCUCAUAUGUAGGAAUGGCCCAAUGUACAGUUAUUUUCCACUGAGCUUAACACUCACCACCCAUUUUUUUUAACCUCGUAUCUUAUUAGGUAAAAUUAAUUUGGUUCAGUGGGUCUUAGUUCUUUAUGAUCUCUUGAAAAUAUAUAGAUCUUGGGACUUAAAAAAUACUUUUGCUUUUAUGUUGAGGUUGGGCUUUACUUUUGUAUUCCUGCAUUCUCAACUUUUGAGCUAUUGAAUGAGUAGGUUACUGCCACAGUGUUAGUUGUAGUUGAAUUGCACUUUAGCUUUAGGUUAUAAAAUUAAUUUUCACAACGACUCUGUGGAUUAGGUGCUAUUUCCUUCAAAGUAGAUAAAGAAGAAACUACAUCAGAGCAGUUACUUGACUAGGCCUCCAAGCCAUUCAUGUAGCAAGGAGCAGCAGACUGGCCUCUAGAACUGAUGCUUUUUCUCUAGAACCAAAAUGCCUACCUAUUUACAUUUGAACAACAUUAAGAUAAUAGGACAUGAUCAUAAUAAUUACUACAGCAUAGAGACCCAGUCUACAAAAUAUUCAUAACAAAGUUAGCAUUUCUGUUCUCUAUUUCUUUUAGGGUAAACAAAAUAAGUAAACAUUGAUUUUUAUAGGGCUUCUUUUGAUUUGCAGACUAUAUGGUAACACAAUAACUUGUUCUUAGAUUAUUUUUUUGUUUGUUAAUACAUGUAGCACAAUCUUGGAUUCUGUAUGUGGAUGAUAUUUUUAUAGCAUAAUCAAGGUGAGUUUGUAGCAGUUGUGUUUUGUGCUUAUAACUGCCAUUCUCUGAUUCUUUCCUUCAUCUCUAUUUGAAAAUCCUUGUAGAGUUUAUGAUUUAGUAGAAAACGUGGCACUUUAUAGAAAGAAAUUUGUUAGAAUCUAUAUGGAAAUAACCUUUCUGUGAGGUUUAAAUUUGUAGACCAUUGUUUAUGCUGAGUGGCCUGUUUUAUGUAAAUGGUUGCAUUUGUCAAACCUACUGAUCUAAAGAUAUCUUUUAUAUUGAAAUUUAUUUUUGUGCUACUUAAAAGAAUCUCUGCGGGAACUGCAUACAAAUGACCUUUUAGUUCAGCAAUUUUGAACCUUGUAAAAGAAGCGACUUCAACAUUUGUUUGAAUAUGGGGUUCUAGCUAACUGCCUAAUGUACCAAAAAUGGGCAGUAGACAGUUAAAGGUAGUCUUCCAUAAAUGUUUUAGAAACCUUAAAGAAUGUAUUAGAAACUUAACAGUGUCUUGUGUGGGAUGAGGUUGUAGAUUAAUGUUGCUGAUAAAGUAAUGGCCAUGUGGCACUAGAUAAUAAGGAUUUCUGGUUUUAAGGUAGUAACACCUUUUGGGAUCUGUAUUUGUGUACUGUGAUAAUUAGGUUCUGAGGACCAUAUGUAGGCUCGUGAACUCUUAUUAGACUAUAUGAAAGGAGAAAUGGCAGCACAUGUUAGAUAAAACUUAUAUUUACAUCUUUUUUAGUGACUAUGUAUCCAGCACAGGAUAAUGCUGAAAUUAGACUGCUUUGCUCAUGCUUUCAUGAAACAGUCUCUCUCUCAUCAUGGCCUAAGUAGUUUAUUAAAGGUGACCUAAAACAGCCAGUUUUAGUUUUGAAUUAUCACUAAUGUAGGGCUUAGAAUCAAGGUUUUUCGCUUUUUGAUUAUAUCAUUUGUUUAGAAAACCUUGGACAGUCUCCCCUCCUCCAAUUUCCACUUGAACUUGGUAACUUUUUUAGUUCCCUGUGAGAAAAAAAUAGGAUUGGAAAUCAGUUCCAUUGUUACUUCCAUGAACCACAUGAACUGGCCAACUACAGAAAUCCAUACAUGUUCAGUACUUUGAAAUGUGGCCAGUGUCACAGAUUAUAAAGGGACUUAUGUCCAUUCAAUGUGUCUUAGUUUCUGAAAAAAUAAAGUUAAGGAAUGUUUACCAAAAAUUCACUGUGAAUUAUUUUAACAAGUAUUUUUCAUAAACCCACUUAUGGGAAGUUUGCCUGUACUUUUGGUAGUAAUUACAGGGAUGAUUAUAUGUCAUUUAAUCUGGAUAUAAACAGUUUUAACUUGCUGUAAUUAACCAUUUUGGUUACUGAUGCUUUUCUUAAGCUUUGAUGUCACCUGUUCAACUUUGGAUUUGGUUUAAAUUCUUAACUGGUUUUGUGAAGAGUGUGAAUAUACACUGAUUUGGCCCUUUAAAUGAAGACAUACCAAGAAGCUGGCAUAAAGAAGUACGGAGAAGAAAAGGACUUCUUUUAUUUUAAAGAUUCAGUACACAUUUAAGUAGAAUAUGUAGAACAUGUCAUGUUAAAAAUAAAUUCAUGUAGGUAGAUGUUCGCUUUUGAAGAAGAGUGGGGUGGAGGUGGAAUUUAGCUAAUGGCAUAGGAAUUAUUUGAUUUAUAUAGAAAAAUCAUAAUUUUAAGUGAGAAACAACAAUGUAUUCUUAAAACUUCCUUCUCAUUCUGUUGAUUACCACAAAAGACAGGAGAGGCUCCUAGAAUUCUUUGAAUCAUAGAAAGUUAGUGCUGGAAAGGACUAAUGUGAUUUAUACAACCCCUUCAGUUUUUAAAGGCUAGAUGGCUCAGAGAAUUAUUAGUACAGUCUCACAUUGGCUUGUAGAAGUAACAAGGAGCACCUUCAGGCGUUACCAGUCUGCCCUAGGUUCACUGUAGGAAGCCAGAGCUGUUAAAGGUCUGGAUGUGGGGAAAAAAGGGAAGGAGCCACAUUUUAUAUGCUUACCCAGUUGCUUCUAUAGCUCAGUUUUCAUUACCGGGUUUUCUCUGUUUUCUUAGAACUGUCUUAAUGCCCAUUUCUACCAGGGCCUGUUGUCUAAGGACAUUAACUUGUGCUCCCCUCAGGGAUGGGUUUACUACUAGCUGUCAGAAAGCUAUUGGGUAUCCUAAUGUGUUAAUAGCUGAAACUCAGCUGUAAUUUUCUCCUGAAUCGGUCAGCAUUUUGCAAUCUGUACAUUGUGGUGCUUUCCCCACCUUGUAUUGUUAUAACUGUAAGCUCCUAAGGGGCAGCAAAUUGGUCUUAGGCAUGUACCCUGUUCAGUGUCUGGCAGUGCCAUAUAUGCAUCAGGGUCCUAAUCUUCCUUUCCAGUAAUUUUUCCCAUUCUUCAUGGAAGUGAUGCUCCAGCCAUGCUGAACUACUUCCGGUUCCUCUAAUAUGCCAGGCAUUGCUGACUCCGUGGCUUCGAGUGCCUUCUUUCUUCCCUGAAGAUAGACAAACGUCUGCAUCCCCCUUCUACCCCUAGUCCCGUACCAUCAAAGUCAUUUAUUUGAAGACCUAGUUCAAGAGCUAAUUUUUUUUCAUAAGAGAGGAGAUUUGCAACAGGAGUGGAGAACCCCUUUUUGGGGAUUGAUCCGGCCAGAAUUUGAAGUAAGGAACAAAUUCAUUCUCAUCUUCUUCCCUUCUACAUUGUCCCUCCUAUUUGAGAUUCUGUCCCAAUCUUCAUUUAAAACAACGAAGUGUGUUCCUAGAGCUUAUAACUUACCCCUUCAACCUAAGAUUAGAAUGACCCGUAUCUGUUUUACUACCUUAUUUAGACCAUAAGCUCCUAGAGGACAAGGACUGGGGUAUUAAUCCCUGUAUUCCCCCAGAAGGUACAGUGGCUUGUAUGAAAGAGUCCUUAAAUGAUGAUUCAUUGAGUUGAGUAAAUUGGUGUAUUUGUUUUCAUUCUCACAAGGGAGGCUUACCUAGAGAUAGGACUUAAUUGAAUACAUUUUAGGCACUAUGACAUUUCAUAGUAGAGGGGAUUGCUGGAAAGUUUGAGGAGUGGGCAGAGGAGGGGGAGGAAGGUCACUAGUCAUUUCGAGGUACUUCCAUCCCUGAUCUGAGUAAUUAGUGUAUCCUGGGCACUUUGUUUUUAUGCAGAAGAAUUUUAUGUGCCAAUUUUCAUUUCUUUUCACAAACCGACUUCAUUGUUCUCUCAGUUCAUGUCAUCACUCACGCCCCAAAUCUUAAGUCAUCUGCUUACCUUUUUCUUAUUUCCCACAUCCAGUCUCCGGCUAAGUCCUGUCAGUUCUACCUCAGCAGUCUUUCACAUCUUUCUCCUCAUCUAGAUAAUUUCAACGGCCUCUCAGCUUCCUUUAUCUCUUCUUAUCCCAGCCUCCAUUAAAUCCAAUAUUAGAUUCAUCUUACUGAAACAUAGCUCUGACUAUGUAUCCCAUGUAUGUGUUCUAUCACCCCUACUAGACUGUAAGCUCCUUAAGGGCAGGAUCUAUGUCUGAGUCAUUUGUGUAUCCCCCAUCAUGCAUAUCAAUAAAUAUUUCUUGAAUGAAUAACAUA